ACGCGUAUUUUUUUUUAGAAUCUCUUUUAAUUAUGCUUUCAGGUGUUCUAACAAGUCGAUUACAAAAAGAGCUAUUGGAUCUCGAAAAAGAUCCUCCUCCAGGUGUGAGUUGCUAUCCAAAAGAAGACAACAUUACCGAUCUAGAAGCAAUCGUUAAAGGACCACCUGAAUCACCUUAUGAAAAGGGACUUUUCAAAUUAGACAUUCAAAUACCAUUAAGUUAUCCUUUCGAUCCUCCUCAAAUACGUUUUGUUACUUUAAUUUACCAUCCUAAUAUUGAUGAUACUGGUCGAAUUUGCGCAGAUAUUCUCAAAAAAGGGCAGGGCUGGAGACCUGCCUUAAAUCUUUCGACUACGCUUUUACUCUUGAGUCAAUUGCUUGCUCAACCUAAUCCUGAUGAUCCACUUGAUGCAGAUAUUGCAAAAGAAUAUCAAUUUGAUUAUCCUACAUUCAAACAAAAAGCAAUAGAAUAUACACAAAAGUAUGCUGCUGGUGAAGACAUGACUGCAGAAUCUAAACAACCUAUACCUGAAAAAGAAAUGGUGCAACAACAACAAAAAGAAGAAGAAAUCAAACCACAAAAGAAAACAAAACUAUCACUAUCGAGAAAUAAAAGCAGCUCUCAAAGUCAACCAACAAUAGUUCAAAACAAAAAAAGGCAAGCCGAUGCUUCUCCUAAUCAUCCAGCCGUAAUUAAAGAUACAAAAGCACCCAAAACUAUAAAGAAGCAAGCCAAUGUAUCUAACAGUCAACAACAGAAAAGUGAAAGUCAUUGUACUAAAGAAGUAAAAGUCAAUUGUUCAUCAGACACAAACAAACAAAUUAGUCAACAAGAAAAAGCUUCAGAUGUCAAAAAGAAAUCUGAUUCUGUUGUUGUGUUAAUUGAAAAACCAGCUACACAAAAAGAGGAAGAGAAAGAAGACUUGUCCAAGAAACGAUCAUUUAAUGCAUUGUUUGACAAGGACAUUAUUAUUUUAUCUGAUGAUGAAGAUCCUGUAUUACACAGCCUUCAAUUGGAUCGAAAGCAAAAGAGGACUAAAAUGUUAAGUUUAAGCAAGAAAAAAAAACCAUCAUGAGUCAGCUUAAAUUUCAUUUGCAGUCACAAUGCUUCUCACACUUUAACUAUGUACCAUAUUCAUCUCCUUCACAUGCAUAUAUAAAGUCCCUAUUUUAU
Gilbertella persicaria is the source of this 1174-nucleotide messenger RNA. RefSeq names its product ubiquitin-conjugating enzyme/RWD-like protein. The record is from RefSeq and is a predicted model, not a curated record. The coding region runs from base 33 to 1076 and encodes 347 amino acids. NCBI's taxonomy places the organism in Eukaryota, Fungi, Mucoromycota, Mucoromycetes, Mucorales, Choanephoraceae. The transcript is spliced from 4 exons.